Owenia fusiformis is the source of this 620-nucleotide messenger RNA. The record is from the annotation of a GenBank genome assembly. Lineage: Eukaryota; Metazoa; Annelida; Polychaeta; Sabellida; Oweniidae.
AACAGAUGUGCCUCAGCUUAACUGCGUUGUUUGUCUUAAAAGAAAUCAAAAUAUACGUACAUGUAGGUAGAUAAUCUCCUGAAUCAUUUUGAUGCGUAUUUCCUUUGGGAAAAUGCAUCUUGGUGUCAACGUGACAUUACUUUUAUUAUGCUUACAAGGAAUCUUGACAGAAUUGCCACCAAAAGAGAUCGUUCAAGUAUCAUGUCCUCUAAUAGGAUGUGACAUACCAUGUUCGGUAGAGGAAGAAUACGAGCGAGAUGGAGAGACCGGAUGUCAAACGUCAUGCAAAUGCGUGCCAAAGAUGUCAAUCGCCAUGGAACUACCCCCAGUCGACUCAUUUGUCUUGGACGACCAGGUCGUUUGUCCAAUGGUUGUGGUAGAAUGCGAAGAUGAAUGUGUAAAGACGACAGAUGCCGAAGGUUGUGACGUUUGCAUAUGUCCGGAACCUGUAGACCCAAUUGUCUUGGACGACCAGGUCGUUUGUCCAAUGGUUGUAGUAGAAUGCGAAGAUGGAUGUGAAAAGAGAACAGAUACCGAAGGUUGUGACGUUUGCAUAUGUCCGGAACCUGAGAUUGCGUGCGCAGUUCCCAUGUGCAUCAACGACUGUGGGCUUUUCGGUG